This is a messenger RNA of Camelus dromedarius (Arabian camel), 966 nucleotides long. RefSeq names its product olfactory receptor 2G3. Gene Ontology annotation, biological process: G protein-coupled receptor signaling pathway; detection of chemical stimulus involved in sensory perception of smell. The record is from RefSeq and is a predicted model, not a curated record. Gene Ontology annotation, cellular component: plasma membrane. The coding region runs from base 1 to 966 and encodes 321 amino acids. The transcript has a single exon. Lineage: Eukaryota; Metazoa; Chordata; Mammalia; Artiodactyla; Camelidae. Gene Ontology annotation, molecular function: olfactory receptor activity; G protein-coupled receptor activity.
AUGCGCCCGGCUGCCUGGAAUGAGUCGGGGACCUCGGACUUCGUGCUGCUGGGGCUGGGGGCCCCGCCCUCCCUGCGGCCCUUGCUGUGGGCGGCGCUCCUGGUGGCCUAUCUGGCCACGGUGCUGGGCAAUGGCGCCCUGGUGGGGCUGAUCGCCUUGGACCGGCGGCUGCACCGGCCCAUGUACCGCCUGCUCGCCCACCUGGCGCUGCUGGACACGGCGUACGUGAGCACCACGCUCCCGCAGGCUCUGGUGCACAUGAGGGCCCGCCGAGCCACCCUCUCCCCGGCGCGCUGCGGGGCGCAGCUCUACGUGGGCAUCUCCCUGGGCAGCUGCGAGGCCCUGCUGCUGGCCGCCAUGGCGCUGGACCGCUGCCUGGCCGUGCGCCAGCCCCUGCGCUACGCGGCGCUCGUGACGCCCCCGCGCUGCGCCGCGCUGGCCGCCGCCGCCUGGGCGCUGGGCUUCGCGCUGUCGGCGCCCAACGCCGCGGCCGCGCUGCGCCUGCGCUUCUGCCCCGGGCGGCCGGCCGUCGACCACUUCUUCUGCGAGCUGCCCGCUGUGCUGAGGACGGCGUGUGCGGACACCUCCGCCAACCAGCUGCUGGUCUACGGCCUGGGCACGCCCAUCCUCUUGGUGCCUUUGACCUUCAUCCUCGCCUCCUACGCCUUGAUUCUGGCGGCCGUGGGCAAGCUGCCGUCCGCCGAGAGCCGCCUCAAGGCGCUGUCCACCUGUGGCUCCCACCUGGCCGUGGUGGGGCUCUUCUACGGCACGGUGACCGCCAUGUACCUGCGCCCGCGGGGCUCCAGCGCCCUCCCCGCCAGGCGCCACAAGCUGGUGGCUGUCUUCUAUCUGGUCGUCACGCCUGUCCUGAACCCACUCAUCUACAGCCUUCGAAACCGCGAGGUCCACGCGGCAGCCCGCUACGCCCUCGCCCGGCUGCGGGGGUCGCGCUCGGAGCUGCGCUGA